Bubalus bubalis (water buffalo) is the source of this 3021-nucleotide messenger RNA. Its product is annotated as histone H3.1. Lineage: Eukaryota; Metazoa; Chordata; Mammalia; Artiodactyla; Bovidae. The coding region runs from base 2531 to 2941 and encodes 136 amino acids. The transcript has a single exon. Gene Ontology annotation, molecular function: structural constituent of chromatin; DNA binding; protein heterodimerization activity. Gene Ontology annotation, cellular component: nucleosome. The record is from RefSeq and is a predicted model, not a curated record.
CUGCCCUCCCGACUGGGUCUCGCAAGGCAGCAGCCGGCUGCUGGGGCCUAUGGUCCUGCUUUCCUACCGCUUGCACCGAGGCACCCAGACAGCAUCCUUUUCCACCCCUCACCCCGACGCCGGUCGCCCAGUGGAGACGGAAAUAAUCCACUCCGCAGGGAAGGGUCCGGGCCAUUACCAUCAAAGGGUGCGACUUUUUAAAAAAAAAAGUGUUUUUUUUUUUUUUUUUCCUUUUGGGGGUGGGAGGAAGAGCUUUAAAUAAGGCAAUUGCGUAAGAAUCCAAGGAGUUUCACCUGAAACCUCGCCUCUAGGAAGCACUGGCAAGGGAUAUCAGUUUCUAAUCUGCAAUCAAUUCAAAAGGUUAUAUCUUGAAUGACUGAAAGGGAGAGCGGAAAGUGAGAGUAUGUAGGCCUGGUCUGCAGGUUUGGGAAAAGUUCUCAUUAAUGCCACUUCCUUUCUUGGCAACGCUGAGUAUGUGUGGUAAAGAGACGCGGGUGCCCUUGGUCUGAACCAGGGUGCGUUUAUUUGGGACAAAGGAGAAUUGUAGGAAACAAAAGAAUAGGUUAACACUGCAAUUGACACUCAAGCUGCACCUGUGGAAAGCUUAGCCCGCAAUUUCUGUAAUUGCGACUUAUUUCCACAGCCCAAUGCACGUAACAAACUUUGGAUCGCCUUUCAUCCUCAUAACAUAUACCAAGCUGCAAACCUAGCACACGAAAGACAUCAAGUAAGCUCUGGGUGGACUAAACUGUGCUCGGACAAGCAUUGCACCCAGGGAGGAUGUGGGAGCAGGGGGGAAAGUUGCUUUAGUAUGAAAAUGAGAGAACACAGCCCCGAGAUAAUAUUUUAGGGCACUCUCCCUUUAACUUGCCUGUGGCCGUAAAAGCAGCAACAAUGCUAAAACGACUUCACAAUGCGAAUCAAACUACUGAGAGAAUAAAACUCCCCUUUCACAAUUCUGCCCUGGGCAAUCUCCUAGCAGUAGGGAGAGUGAAGCAAUGACAAGUCAUUCCCGCGCGAGUGCCUGCGGUUUUCAAACAAGUCCGCACUGGUUUUAGCAAUCCGAAUUUCCCUCAGUAACUCUCAAAACCUAAGAGCUCGUUUCCGCCUUGUGGCCAAUAAUAAAAGGGUUCCAGACACAGGGAAUGGCAACCUGCUCCAGUAUUCUUGCCUGGAGAAUCCCAGGCACAGAGGACCCUGGCGGGCUACAGUCCGUGGAGUCGCAGAGUCCGACACGACUGAGCGCUCAUUGGUUUGUCCAGACACGAGAGUCGCCCAUCUUCACCCUUUCUUAACUGUCGUUUUCUAAAGUCUGUAUUUACAAAACCCAUUACGCAAUUUCUAAUAAUUUGGAAGAGAUAAGAACAAUUGGAGCUAGGCGUCUUAGUUUAUAGGACAAUUAUAACACAGGUAUACAAUCUUCCUCCAAGAGGAAGGUUUCAUAAAUGAGCAUUUCUGGAAAGACAUAAACAAGCCUUUCCUAUAGUAAUAAAUGUGGCAUCUAAUCAAAAGUUUUUAAAAGGGAACUACUGCACGCAAUAAUUUCUUGUUUAAAGAAUUAUUUGUGCCGCCUGUGUCUAAUCGGUUUAACAAGUUUCAAAUGAAAGGGGACUGCUCCAUGCAAAUGAAGGAUGCUAGAUAUGCAUUCUUACUGGCUACCAAGUAAAAUGGACUCUACCAAUCAAAAGGUAGAAUCUGGAUUGCCGCUUUCGUAUAGCGGUUCACAUUUGGCUUUAAAAAAAAAUAAAAUCAGUCACUGGCAGUAGUAAGUUGUCUUCGUUUUGGUCCAUUAUCUAUUCACUGAGUUUAGUCCAUCGCCUGCUUCCCAUGGGGAAAUUCCUCUGAUCCGUUGUGGCUUCUCCCGCCGUUGUCUACCCGGCAUUGCACCAGGCUAAGUGUAUUCUAGACUUUAGAAAAUACUAGUUUCAGAAAGCUCCAAGUGUAAAGUCAGAGCAUAAGAAAAAAGUGCCUUAUUUCAGAAAAUACUUCUGGAAACGCUAGUGUGAUUUUUUUUUUUUUUUUUUUUUUACUGUUUUUGUGGUUACAUCUUGUAGGUUUCAAAGAAGUUCCUCGGUCAGUUUAAGCUUUACAGAGGGAUCUCUCUUUUUUUUGUAAAAUGGCUUUAGAAAUUUCUAACCCGAUAUCGGGUUACCGACCAGGGAAUGGAGAUCCCUCAAUUCCCACACCACUCAGGGGACUAAGAAAACCUACAUUACUACAAUAUCAAUGAAGUGAAUGUCUAUUUUUCCGAAAAGGUAACGCCCAAAGCAUUGCAUUUACAGAAAAAUCGUGUGUGGAAAAUAACAAAAGUUAAAAAAAAUGUUGAAAUGAGCCGUGGAUAGAAGGAAGCGGCCAAUGAAACUGCACGCUUUUUGGAAAGUUUAAAGCUAGACUAAUCAGAACCUGUAACGUAAUACUCAAACUUUUCUCCUGCCCAAUCACUACCCCUUAGGUACUAUAAAUAACAGCAAAACUGCUGGGCGGCUUAUUUGAGCUAGUAUAAGACAUAUCUGCUUCGUAGUUACUUGUUAUGGCCCGUACAAAGCAAACUGCCCGUAAAUCCACUGGCGGUAAAGCGCCACGCAAGCAGCUAGCUACCAAGGCGGCUCGCAAGAGCGCACCGGCCACCGGCGGUGUAAAAAAGCCUCACCGCUACCGUCCUGGCACGGUGGCCCUGCGCGAGAUCCGCCGCUACCAAAAGUCCACAGAGCUGCUUAUCCGUAAACUGCCAUUUCAACGCCUUGUGCGUGAGAUUGCCCAGGACUUCAAGACCGACUUGCGCUUUCAGAGUUCGGCGGUGAUGGCACUGCAGGAGGCAUGUGAAGCCUAUCUGGUGGGACUUUUCGAGGACACCAAUUUGUGCGCUAUUCACGCCAAGCGCGUUACCAUAAUGCCCAAGGACAUCCAGCUAGCCCGUCGGAUCCGCGGGGAGAGAGCAUAAAUUCCAGUCUGAGGUUUCAAGCAAAGGCUCUUUUCAGAGCCACCCACGUUUUCAAGUAAAACGGCUGUAAGACGAACCAA